Microbotryum saponariae is the source of this 3272-nucleotide messenger RNA. The record is from the annotation of a GenBank genome assembly. Lineage: Eukaryota; Fungi; Basidiomycota; Microbotryomycetes; Microbotryales; Microbotryaceae.
AUGUCCAUGACCAUCGUAGGUGCCUCCCACCGCCGUGACCUCCAUCCCCAUGCCCCUCCAUCCGCCAUACCUGAUACGACUUGCCUUUCAAACGCGCAGAACCCGCGAUCGGCGGCGUUGUUCGUCGUCGAUUGCUCAUCGACCAUGGCCAGCCCGCAGCCGACGGUGCUCGAGCCCAACUCGUCGCCUCUACAGCUUGUGCCGCUCGAAUUGGCCAAGAGGAUCAUCAAGGCCAAGAUCGUGCAGCGCGUAGGUCCUGCUCCUUGUAUUGACCGUGCAUCGCUUCGUCGGGCAUAGUCGUCGCCUCGAAGCAAAGCACGCCGCACACUCGACGUCCACGUCAACCCAUCGUCCGUGUUGCCCACACAGAUCAUGCGAACACUCAAAACAACUCCCAUCGCGAUCCUUGCCUACGCGGCCCCAAAAACCAAGAACGUCCUCUUUGCGCAAGAAAAGGUCAAGGCCGCAGACGAGGGCACCCACUUUGACAAGAGCGCUUCUCUGUAUCGACACAUGUACAUACAGCAGCCCUUCACCGCCGACAUACACGUGGGAUUGUUGGACGUCGUCGAUCAACUACAAGGCGAUCAACCGGAGGAAGGCGAGGAUCCUUAUCCGGCUGAUGGUAGGCCACCCGUCGAACCCACUACCUGACCUGACCGAAGCGGUGUGGUGUGGGGCCCCAGCUGUAAACUCGAACCGCUGAUCUUUACGCUGCGAACCUGUCACUUGACCCUUUAGCACACUCGGCGCUCAUCCUCGCUCUGGAGGAGAUACGACGCAUGGACAAGUUUGCGACCUACACGCAUCGCGAAAUCUAUUUCUUCACAGAUGGCGAGUCGACAGCCGACUGGGAUCGCUGCGGCGAAACGGUCGAAACGCUCAAACAGGAGGGCGUCGCCGUGCACGUCAUGCAAGUCCCAUCCAUUCAGCUGGCGCAAAUCGUCUCAUGAGAUCAUAAGAACCCCUUUCUCAUGCUGACCUCUCCUCCAAGUUGACUUUGCAGCGGCUUCAACUUUCAAGUCGAUGAUCCUAGCCUCGUACCGGCCAAUGCCACUCGGUCCACGACGAAGGUGAGGAAGGCAAGCAAUGAUCCUCAGCUUCCUGCGUGUUACUCACCAAGGCUCCGAAUGAAACGCCAUAGACCGAAAAUGAGACUCACUGGCGCCAGAUUGUGGAAGACCUCAACACUCCUCUAGAGUCGAAAAACCCUGUGCCUCCUCCUCCUUCGACCCUCGUUUCCUUUUCGCGCUACCUUGAGAUUCUUUCUCGCCCUGUGGUAUCCGACACGAGAUCAGUUGACGUCAACAUGACCUUGACGCUGGGGGACGUCAAGGAGCACCCCGACGAAUCGAUCCGUAUGCACGUCGUCGUCAAGAAAGCCAUCACGGCCGGCAAGACGCCUUCGAUGAAGCAAAUGUCGAUCAAGUCGUUUCCAAAGGCCAAGGUAUCUUACGGAUACGAUACCAGCGCUAAAGCGAGUCCGGUCGCUUCGACUUCGAGAUCGGGACUCCCGGUCGACGUGUCAACGACAACGUCGACCUCGAACGGCGGCGCGAGCAAGUAUCGACUGGGAGAUUUGGGCAAGUCGUUGAAGAGGUGCCUCUCGGAGGAAGGGCUCGAGCUUCCCGCAGAAGACGAUUUGGGGAGCCACAGCGUCAAUCGCGAGAAGCGAUUCUACUACCUCAGGCAAGAUAAUCCCGAAGAAGCGCUCGAGAUCUCGCAAGCCGACCAAGCUGCUGUGGGAAAGGCGAAGGACUUCGUCCAUGGAAGGGGAGGGCAACCUUCGCUAGAUGAGCUGCGGGAUGCCACGGACGCAGACUUGACGGAUGCUUAUGCGUUCGGUGGUACGCUUGUACCUGUGACGUCGAUGGAUGAGGCGAGGGGGAAACUUAAAUAUCUCGAGAUGGGCAUGGAGAUUGUCGGUUUCAUGAAGCAGAAGCAGGUAGGUGGACACCCCUCCGCAACGGCCCGAAAGACGGUGCUGAUUGCGAUCGUACUCUCCACCUAGAUCCGCUACGACUGGCGCCUCGAGGAUGUUCGCUACGUGCACGCCCAAGUUGGCCAAAUUGGUUCAGGAAAAUUGUUUUCGGCCUUCAUCAACGCCAUGGUCGAGAACAGAUCGUCCGCGAUCGUGCGCUUCGUGGGGAGGGGGACUAGGAACAGUACGACGCACGAGAUGAACUUUCCCGAUCCGCAAAUGGGCGUGAUGGUGCCUGUUAUUAGGCAAGGGCUGGAAUACUGCUAUUGGUGUCGCGUACGUGUCACUAUUCUCCCCGUCGUAAGCUUUGGUACCACGUACUGACGGCGCAUCCAUCGCGCACGCAGAUGCCGUUCGCCGAGGACAUGCGCCUCUUCUACUUCCCCUCCUUGACCGAGUUCCGAAACCAGAAAGGAAAGAUCGUCAAGGAGCACAAGUACCUCGCGACACAGGAACAAAAGGAUACGAUGGAUCAGUUCGUUGAUUCGAUGAACCUCGAAGAAGGUACCGGUCCGGACGGGUGAGUCGAAAGAAACAGGGACUGUGGCGAAUUGCGCCGGAGCCGUUUCGCUCACUCGGCGCCUUUCUUCCCCACUUUUCUUCGCUCAGCGAAACAAAAUCAUGGUUCAACAUCCAGGACUCGUAUUCACCCGCGACGCACAAUAUCAACAAUACGCUCAUGUUCCGAUUGACCAACCCGGAAGGCGAGUUGCCACCUGUUCAUCCGGCUUUGACAAAGUACCUCGACCCUCCGACCCAUCUCGUCGAGGCGAAUCGGGAUUUGUUCAAACAGUUGGGGAAGGUGAUGGAUACCAAACUUGGUGAGUUGGGUUCCUUGGUCGAGCUUGGCCCGGAGAAGGGAAGGAGGCUUACCUAACGCUUCCGGUUUGCAGUACCUCCUAAACCGAAACGUAUCGCUCGUGGUAAAGUGCCUUUGACUGUACAAGACGAUCAUAGUGCGAAUCCGAACGAUUUAUUCGCAGACGAGGGCGACGAUGUCGAGAUGGGUAAAACGGGGAUGGGCAAGACUUCGGCGUUGGCGAUGCCUGUGCCACAAGGGUUUGGUGCGGGACCGAUGGAGACGGAUGAGGAUGGGGAGGGGAAAGUGGAGAAGCGGUCUACGCAGGUCAAGGAAGAAGAGACAUCGCAGAGGGAUGAGAAAAUGGUAGUGGUUGAUGAUGAGAAAGGGGUUAAGAGCGAGACGAAGGAGGAGGCGAUCGAUGAAGAGCCCGUCACGGACGAUGAGGGACCGGUCACUGAGGAUGAGGAGCCUGUGACAGAGGAGGAAUGA